GUCGCCGCAAUUAGCUUCUAGCAGUAGUUGUGUGGGAGAAAGGCCAGUCAAAAUGCAAACGUCCUUAAAGAACAUCGCUUUGUUUUCAUCUCUGCAGGUUUUCUUGUCUUUGACGUAUUUUCAAGAGGUUGUCGAAGCAGCCAGUGGGAAAGGGUUUGGAGAUAACAUCCACUGGAGGACACUGGAUGAUGGCAAGAAGGAAGCAGAGGCCAGCGGGCUGCCGAUCAUGCUCAUCAUCCACAAGAGCUGGUGUGGAGCCUGCAAAGCACUGAAGCCCAAGUUUGCCGAGUCCAAGGAAAUCUCUGAACUUGCACACAACUUCGUCAUGAUCAACCUGGAGGACGAGGAGGAGCCAAAGGAUGAAGCCUUCAGCCCCGAUGGUGGAUACAUUCCUCGGAUUCUUUUCCUCGAUCCCAGCGGCAAAGUCCAUCCUGAAAUCACGAACAAGAAUGGAAAUCCAAACUACAAGUACUUCUACAGCAACGCCGAACAAGUCGUGUCCAGUAUGAAGGAGGCGCAGGAGAAGCUGACGGGCGACGCCUUCAAGCAGGGUCACACCGGAGACGAGCUGUGAGGCGGCGGAGACGGGCGUCAGGCUGUAAGGGCUACACCUCCUCUACCUGAGCCCGUGCUGCAGAGCGCCCCCCCCCCCCCCCCCCCCCCCCGUCACCUCCCCGAACAACCCCGCUCACUAUUUCUACUCACACUUUAGACAGCGGGGCUCCAUCUCACCGACCAGACCAAGCCAACCAUUAAAAAGGUGCUUGAGUAUUUUCUUCUCGUCCUCCAACACGACGGCUCAUCUUCCUGUCAUUGUUUUAAACCGUGUACAUUUGUAAUCUGUUAAUUAAAUGCCAUAAACUGUACGUACUGUCUGUAGAGGAUAUUACCAACUCAAGCUAGUCAAGUUAACUCAUCACCUCUCACUCUCGCUGUUCUUGGAUGGAAACUUCACAUCUGGAAUUUGCCAAGUUUCUCAGCUAACUUGCCUCAUUUGGUUUGUCAGGACACGACCGUGAAAGCUACAGUCACGCUGCACACGACCGAAAUUCAUUUUAACCAGCAGAGUUAUGUUUUCCCCCCAGCAGCAAUGACACAGUUCUUCAUAUUAGUCAAGAUAGAUCAUUUUAACACCUUCUGUAACGUGCUUCCAAAGAUCCUCUACAGUAUGUUCAUUAUAUCUGUGACAAUAUUCACCAUGCGCUACAACUUCUGAUUUUUAUUGUCCAGUCUUCAUUAUAUUAUUCAUUUAAUCCUGCCAAUUUAUGUAAACUUACUGUAAUCGCUAUAUCUACAUGUAUGUUUUUUCCUGUUCUGAGUUUGUUUUGCUGCUUGUGAAGUGACACCACACGUUUGUUUUUGUUUUUUUUUCCCCCAAACCAGCCUUGUGAGACUAAAUGAGGGAUGAAAUCGUUGGUUAAGUGUCUUGAUGUAUUUUAUACACGUACACGGCCAAGUGUGCAAAUACAGUUUUGUCGUACUGA
Chelmon rostratus (copperband butterflyfish) is the source of this 1484-nucleotide messenger RNA. RefSeq names its product thioredoxin domain containing 12 (endoplasmic reticulum) (gene txndc12). The transcript has 7 exons. Bases 53 to 574 code for a protein of 173 amino acids. Gene Ontology annotation, cellular component: endoplasmic reticulum. NCBI's taxonomy places the organism in Eukaryota, Metazoa, Chordata, Actinopteri, Chaetodontiformes, Chaetodontidae. The record is from RefSeq and is a predicted model, not a curated record.